Messenger RNA from Ustilaginoidea virens, 2295 nucleotides. RefSeq lists its product as uncharacterized. Gene Ontology annotation, cellular component: cytoplasm. The coding region runs from base 1 to 2295 and encodes 764 amino acids. Gene Ontology annotation, molecular function: oxidoreductase activity. The transcript is spliced from 5 exons. Lineage: Eukaryota; Fungi; Ascomycota; Sordariomycetes; Hypocreales; Clavicipitaceae. The record is from RefSeq and is a predicted model, not a curated record.
AUGGCACCCAUUCAACCCCGUCUCAAGGUCCUAUCAGUUGGCGGCAAUCCCGUCUCUGCCUUUCUAUCGUGGAGGCUUCAGGCCACCAACGCUUGCGACGUAACAUUGGUUUGGAAAUCGGGAUAUGAGCAUGUCGCUCAAUACGGCAUCUCCUUCAAAUCACCAGUUUUUGGUAAUGAACGGUUCAAACCUCGCCAUGUUGUCCGGAAUCCCGAAGACGCCGCUCAUGCCCGAGACGGCGCAUUCGAUUACGUCGUUUUGUGCGUCAAAGCACUACCUGACGUCUACGAUCUUGCCGCGGUCAUCGACUCCGUUGUCACCCCUCAACACACUUGCAUCCUCGUAAACACAACCCACACAUUAGGCGUCGAAUCUGCUCUGGAAGAGCGGUUCCCGACAAACGUCGUACUGUCACUUGUCUCGGGAGCCGAGCUCACACAACUUGGCCAAAGCGAAUUCGAACACAAAGGCUCAACGGAGAUUUGGGUUGGUCCCGCCAAUAGAAACGGGAGCAUUCCCCAAACUAUUCAGGAAGACAUGGCCCAAGCUUUAGCAAUGACCCUAAGUACAGGCCAGGUGGACUGCAAGGUUUCCUCGAACAUUCGCCAACAGCAAUAUGAACGAGUGAUAGGGCCUAUUGCUUUCCACCCCGUCUCGGUCCUCUUCGAGACGCCGAACCACGCAGCUUUGUUCGAAAAAGUGGGGGUUCGGGACAUGAUAUCAGGUGUCAUUGACGAGCUGCUGCGUCUUGCAGAUGCCAAUGGCUGCAAACUUGACCCAGACUUCAAGCAGCGGACGAUGGACGACAUGACGAAACCGGAUCUGCCAGAGAGCAUCAUGUGGCAGGAUUACCUUGCGAGACGUCCGAUGGAAAUCGAGACAUAUCUCGGUUCGCCCAUCAAGUUGGCACGCGAAACCCGGGUCCCUGUUCCUCGCAUAGAGACGUUGUACGCCGUAUUGCACCACCUCAACGCUGUCAAUCGCUCCAAGCCUAAGCCUAGCGAAGUCCUGCCGUCCAACACCAUGCCGCCGAGCUCUCCCGUCUCAACACCGCAGCCUCGCGCCCAAUCCCAAGCGGCCCACCGUCCCAUGCCGAGCGGCAUGCCGAAUGGAAAUGGCAUGGGCCCUCGACAACCUCGACCCCGGAACUCGUCAAACUUUGGACCUCCUGCCCUGCGGCGGCCUCCCCAACAAAUGAACGGUGGGCAGCCAAACGGCUACCCUCGUCCCCCGCCAUCUGUCAAUGGAGGGUCAAGGGCUCCCUCUCGCCGGGGCUCGAUGGACGGCAAUGAUUUGGAGGAGUUUUCGCAUCUCGUGCUGUACGAUGAUAUUCCCGAGGGCCCGGAACCAUCGUAUGGCGGCGAGUCAGACAUUGGCUUGCGUGAGAGGGAGCUGCAGCUCCGCCAGCGAGAGCUCGCUUUGCGAGAGCAAGAGAUGAGAAUGAGGCGCGCUCCUCCUCCACCCGGACUUAGGCGUGGCCCUCAUCCUCAUCCUAUGCGGGGCAGUCAGCAAGUUUUUGACGACGACGACGACGACGACGACGGUUUCUUCGAUCCCAUGGCAGCCGGUGGGACGCCAGCCAUCAAUCCGGAUAACUUGGACAUGAUGAGCGUAACGUCGAGAAAGAACCGCAAGGUGUCUGCCCCAUCUGCGUCCCAGUUUCGACGAAAUCCAGAAAGCGACGGCCCUCCGCCAUCCCGAGGAAGCAGGUUCCGGCCGAACUUUGGACGAAACCGCGGUAGCCAAGUUGCUCAUCUGCCUGCCAUGAACGACAACAUCCUAGACGACCCGAUGCUCGCGUUCACGUCCAAUCGCUACGGCAACGUUGACAGGGGCGCAAUGGGGGGCAGUUCUCGCGCAAACUCACUGACAGCUUCAAGGUUGGAUGACGGCCUGUACGGACCGGGGCAUGGUGGCCCACCACCGGCGAUGAAUGGCGCGUACCCGCGUCGGGCCAGCCAAUCGCCUGGCAAUCCUUACGGCCCGCCGGUGCGAGGAGGCCGUCCCUCGCCUCCAAACGGCUACGCGCCCUCGAUGAAUGGCCGUCCCUCGCCGCCAGACGGCGUUCGUCAACCCGUCCCUCGCUACCCGCCCGGCCAAGGUAACUCGGUUGCCGCUCAGCAGGUAGAGCAGCAUGUUGGGGUGAGCGCCCUCCAUCCACCGAAGCCUAGAAACGUUCGUAGUCUGACUGGUAGUGCGAGCGCCAGCGUGGGCAGUGGUGAAGUCGACUCGGAGCGGUCUGCGCACAGCAGUCAAAGCAGUUUUCAAAACGCAGCCUCGAUUGGCGUCCGUUGA